ACGUGGCCUUUACGGAGGGGCUGAAUUGAGCGAUCCGCCACCCUGAAAAUAAUAGCAUCACAAAAACCCUCGCAAGGGUUUCUGAAGUCGUUUAAGCAAAUCUGUAGGAAACCAUCAAAACCCUAUGGGCACCGUCGCAGUGGAGAAGACAGCGGAGGAGCUCCGUAAAGAGAUCGUUGAGCUCCAUCGCCAGCAGCGAGAGAUUACGGAGCGACUGCGGGAUCCUCGUGGUCUCCGAAGAGGAGGCUUUUCGGGCGCUGGUCCUCGCAACUUUGCGGCCAAUGGAGCCCGUCAGCGUGGCAUUGUUCGCCCGGCUGAUAGAACUGGAGUGGAAGAUCAGCCUCCGGCGAAACGGCGGCUGUCUUCAGCUGUGGUUAAGUUGGAGGAUGGAGAGAUCAUUGAAGAUACGGAGGCAGAAAAGGAUGUGAAACAUAUGGAUUCUACUGUUGAAGUAAGCAUUGGGACAGGUGGAGCUCAUGGGAAUGACAGCAAACCAUCUAAUUUCAGGCAGACUGGUUGGCCCAUGGGGGACCGGAAUAUGAGAACAGCAAAGAAUACUGAGCCUUCAGUAAUGGAGCAUGUGCCAAGAAUUUUGCCCAAGGAUGAAGACCCAAGCUUGGUUAGUAGGAAUAAAAGAAUGCUUGGGCGACUAUUGGGGACUUUGGAGAGAUUCAGGAAAGAAGAUAUGCAACUUUCUGGUACAGAGGCAUAUAUGCGGAGGUCAAAUUCUUUGCAAAGAGCUGAGCAGAGAGCUCGUGAAGAAAGUGAAAGGCUGAGGCUGCAAGAGCGUGAACAAAUUGAAGAAAAGAGGAAGAGAGAUUUGACUCUCAGGGCGCGUAUUGCUGCAAAGAAAGAAGAAAAGGAGUUGGAAUUGCUGUUUCUUGAGUGGAGUAACCAUCAUAAUAAGCUUAGCAAUUUUAUAAGGACUAAGACGGAGCCUCACAUAUAUUAUUUGCCCAUGAAACCACUGGUUGAAGAUGUGAAGUUACUUGAGCAGCAGAAGGAACAGGUAUUUUCUGAUUGGAAGGCUGCUAGGAGAGAGGAGCUAUCUCAAUAUCAGAAACAGAUCAGUGAACAAUACAUUGCCAAUGUUGAGAAGGAGUUGGAGAGAUGGCAAAAUGCAAGGAAUGCUAGGAAUGUGAAAAAUGAUCCCUCGAAUUUACAGGAAACAAUGGACAGAGAAUUGGAUACCCAUAGGCUUGAGCAUGGUCCCAAAACAAGAAAGAUCCCUGGUGGAAGCGACAAUGAAGAUGAGGACGAUAUAGAAGAUAUAAAUGUUGGGGAGGAUGACAUGAUGGAUGAUGUGCUUGAUGUUGACGAGAACAGAAGGGUCGAUGAAACUGCUAAGCCUCAAGCUGGUAAUACCAGUCCACAGCAAGAUGAUAAUCACCAGCAGUAGUUGAAGCCUUCCCACCGCUUCCUCUCAAAUAAUUCCCUUGGCAGGUAUUUUGAAUGCACUAGCUGUUUCUUGCUUUGGUAUGGUUUCCCCCUUUUAUUCUAUUCUAUAUAUUUGUCAUGAUGGUUUUUGUGAGUUAGGUUGUAAUUUGUUUUGGUGCCUCACCAUUGUUGUACAAGCAUAUCUUGGAGUUAGGAGAGUGAUUAUACUCUUUCACCUAGUUGAGUGAUGUGUUUUCCAUCUAUAUUCAGGUAGUAAAUUUUUGAAGCUUCUAUUUAUCAAAAUGAUCAAUGCAUAUUUAUUCUCAGGACAAGGUGUAAUCUUUUUCUGUAAGCAACUUUCCAACUUUUUUUGGUGCCUGGAUUGCUAUACUGGAACCGAGAUAGUUAGCUUUCAGAAAAUGAUAACGAUAAAUGAUACUGGAAUGCCUAGGCUUUAUUCUUCUGAAGGUGGGUUUUUCAAGCAGAAUGUUACUGGUUUAAUUAUUGAUAAUCAAAUGGGAUGACAAUCCUGUAGCCUAUACCCUUGGUCUUCUUUUGUUGCCUUUGCAAAGACUGUUGCAUGGUUUGUAUGAAGCCCAUGCAUAAACUGCUAGAAUAUUAUGUUCAAUGGAGUUUGAAUGAACAACAGAUGUCGAGCUUAUCUCUUUUUCU
Tripterygium wilfordii is the source of this 2049-nucleotide messenger RNA. RefSeq names its product pinin-like. Gene Ontology annotation, cellular component: catalytic step 2 spliceosome. The record is from RefSeq and is a predicted model, not a curated record. The transcript has 10 exons. Lineage: Eukaryota; Viridiplantae; Streptophyta; Magnoliopsida; Celastrales; Celastraceae. Bases 125 to 1399 code for a protein of 424 amino acids.